Raphanus sativus (radish) is the source of this 5832-nucleotide messenger RNA. Its product is annotated as trans-Golgi network-localized SYP41-interacting protein 1. The coding region runs from base 182 to 5446 and encodes 1754 amino acids. The transcript is spliced from 8 exons. Gene Ontology annotation, cellular component: cytoskeleton. The record is from RefSeq and is a predicted model, not a curated record. Lineage: Eukaryota; Viridiplantae; Streptophyta; Magnoliopsida; Brassicales; Brassicaceae.
ACAAACGGGAGGGAGAGAAAACAAAACGCACCGUGUCGGUCUCACAGUCCCUAACCUUUUCAUUUCUCGACUCUCUUCGCAGUUUUGUCUGUAGAGGCUCUCUCUCUCUCGUGUUUCGAUAUUGCUAACCUUCUUAGUCGGUGUUUCCGAAUUAGAUCUGUUUUGGAAACAAAUCGUAAUAAUGCACGAGAAUGAUGAUGAUGUUCCGCAGGAUUCGUCUGAUUCUUCCGUAGCUGCUGAUGCAAAUGAGAAUGGUAAUAUUCCGCAGGACUCGGCCGAUUCUGUAGCUGAUGAUGGGAUUGAGAAUGAGCAAGAGCGAGAGCUUGAUCCUGACCAGAUGCAGGAAACAACAGCAUUUGUUGAUAGUAAGGAAGAUAUGUUUGUUGAUGCUCCUGAGGAGUUGAAUAUUGAUACACCUAUCAAGGGACCAGCUCUCACCACAGAUGACCAUGACACUAAUGCGAAGGAGGAGGAUAGGGAGAAGGAACUUGCAGUGUUGCAGGAACACUUUAACCUCUUGACUGCUGAGAAGAGCGAUUCCAAAGUUGAAGAAGAUGGGAACAACACCGUGGAGAUCCUCAGUCGUUUCUCUAAGUUUCUGGAGACUGCCGAGGAAGAGAAGAUUCGGCACGAGGAUGCACUCAAGGAGCUUCGAGGGGUAAUCAGUGGGAAGGACGAGGAGAUUGCUAAUCUCACCGCAAAGUCUUCUUCCUCACAGGACGAGGAGCAGCAGCUCGUGGCUGCAACAGAUAGGAUUCUGCUUUCUCUUAGCAAUGUGUUUGGGCAAGAGGAGCCGCAGCAUAGCGGCUCCUCUGUCUCUGAAAAGAUUGCUCAUCUGGAGAGCGGAGUUGCGUUUUUGAGUGCUAAGUACACCGAGUUUUACUACGGUGCUGAUCAGCUGAGGAAGUGUUUGUCUAGUGAUGAGGCGGAUCUUCGUUUCCAAGAGGAUUUUGGUUCGGCUCUCGGUGGUGCUUGCUCUCAGUUACUUGAGCUCAAAGAGAAGGAAACAUCCUUUCAUGAAAGACUUAGCCAUCUAGAAGAUGAAAACGGGAAACUGGUUGAGCAGGUGAACAGCGAUAGAGAAAUGAUUGAGUCGGUGACUGCAGAGUCUGGUAAAUUAAAGGAAGAGCUUGAGCAGGAGAAGACAAGGUGUAUCAACACGAAAGAGAAGCUCAGCAUGGCCGUAACCAAGGGGAAGGCGUUAGUUCAGAACCGGGAUGCUCUAAAGCAUCAAAUAUCUGAGAAAACAACGGAGCUCGAGAAUAGGUUGUCUGAACUACAAGAGAUGAAGACUGCCCUUGAAACUUGUGAAUUACUCAAGGGGCAGCUUGAGCAAUCUUUAGCUGAGAUGGCAGAUGAACUUGAGAAGCGCUCUACUGAACUCCGUGAUAAGUCUGUAUCCCUGGAAGCAUGUGAAGUAGCAAAGAGAGAGCUGGAACAGUCUUUAGAUGAGAAAACAAAAGAACUUGAAGAGUGUUUGGUGAAACUACAAGCAUUGGAUGAAGCUGAACUCGUCAAAGGUGAGUUAGUAAAAUCCGAAGCUAUGGUUGCAUCAUAUCAGGAAACGGUGUUUUCAAAGAGCUCAAUCAUUGAAAAUAUAGAAACCAUCUUGUCACACAUUAAUGCUAACUCCGACGAAGGUCAGUCUUUAGAUAUCAUUGAAAAGGUUAGAUCACUUGCAGAAGAGAGGGAAGAGCUCCAGAAUGUUUCUCAGGAAUACAACAGACUAAAGGAUUUGAUCUUUUCGGUUGACUUACCUGAGGAGAUCUCCGAAUCCAGCUUAGAAGCUCGCCUAACUUGGCUUAGGGAAUCAUUUUUACAGGCAAAGGAUGAAGUUAGCGCCCUGCAGAACCAGAUAGAAAGAUUAAGUAUGUCUCUUUCAGCAGAAAUGGAGGAGAAAAGUAGCAUUAGACAGGAACUUGAUGAUGUAACUUUCAGGUUUAAAACAUUGAAGGAAACUGCAGAGCGAGAUUCUUUGGAAAGAGAGGAAACUGUGAGGAAGCUUGUGGAAACCUCUGGCGUGAUGACGGAAGGAGUUGAACAUCAUACUGUUCUUGUUGAUAGAUCGUUGGACCAGAUAGUAAAGAAAAUCAGGGACUCUAGUGAGGGCUCUUAUGGCAACGAAGAGUUAUUUGAAAGAUUUCAAAGUCUCCUUUAUGCUAGUGAUGUGGAGUUGUCACUUUGUAAGGAAAUGUUAGGAGAAGAAAUGCUGGCUUGUUUGCAGGUAAACAAUCUCUCAAGUGAACUUGCUUCAGUGAAAGAAGAAAAAACUGCUUUGGAGACGGAUCUUGAGAGGUCAGAGGAGAAAUCUGCUUUGCUCAAAGACAAACUUUCCAUGGCUAUCAAGAAAGGCAAGGGACUUGUUCAGGAUAGGGAGAAGUUGAAAGCUCAGCUGGAUGAGAAGAACUCGGAAAUCGAGAAGCUGAUGCUCGAGUUGCAGGAGUUAACUGGUACGGUUGAUAGCUACAAGAAUCAGAUAGAUAUGUUAUCGGGAGACUCAGAGCGCACAAAGGAGCUAGAGGCUGAGCUUGUUGCUAUCAAGGAAGAGAGAGAUGAACUUAAGCAGUCUUUAUCUCUGAAUGACACGUUGUUGCAGAAAGUGAUGAGAGCAGUUGAAACUAUGAGUAUACCUGUUGACUUAGCAACUGAGGAUUCUUCAGAAAAGAUUGACAGACUUGUUGAGUACUUCAAGGAAGUGCAGCAGACUAGAGUAGAGGAACAAGAAGAACUGGAAAAGGCAAAAGAAGAAGCCAGUAAAUUAGCAGAAACCCUCACAGCCUUGAAGUUGGCUGAGGAUACCUUGUCUGCUGCAGAGGGUAACAUAGAUCGACUUGCUGAGGAGAAUAGGCAAGUCCAAGCUGCCAAGGAGCUUGUAGAACUUGAUCUGCAGAAAGCAGUUGGAGAGGCCUCCUCUCUGUCUAGCGAGCUGGAUGAAGUUUGUGCAACCAGGAAUACACUUGAAGCUGCACUCAUGCAGGCCGAAAGAAAUAUAUCUGAUAUCAUCAGUGAAAAGGAAGAGGCUCAAAGCAGUACCGCUACUGCAGAGAUGGAGCUAGAGAAGGUUAAAGAAGAAGUGUCAGACCAGAAUAACAAAUUAACAGAAGCACUUAUCACCAUAAAAUCACUUCAAGAUACACUUACUCAGACAGAAAGCAACAUGAAUUCACUGUCCAAACAGAUCGAAGAUGACAAAGUUCUUACUACAGAUUUGAAGAAUGAAUUAGAGGCGCUUCAAAAUGAGGUAGAGUUAGAGCGUAGCAAGAUGGCUGAGGCUUCCUUGACAAUAGGAUCCCUGGAAGAGGCACUAAUGAAGGCGGAGAAUAGCCUCUCUGUCUUACAAGGAGAAAUGGUGAAAGCUGAAGUUGAGAAAUCAACUCUGAGUAGUAAACUUAAUGUGUGCAUGGAAGAGUUAGCUGGAUCAAAUGGAAACUCCCAGAGCAAAUCUAUGGAGAUUAUUGCUCAUCUUGACAAUCUCCAAAUGGCGCUGAAGGAUGGAGGGGUAAUCUCCAGGGUGAAUGAGUUCCUUGAAAGGAAGUUUAAGAGCCUUAGAGACAUUGAUGUCAUUGCUAGAGAUAUCAUUUUAAAUUUUGGUGAGAAGGGAUUGCCUGUGGAGAUGGAAAACGUUACAGAGGAUGAUUCAACUGUGGCAAAGUCCUUGUUGAGUGGUCUUGAUGAUUCAGUGGAUACGGAGCUGGAGAAUAGCAUAGAGAAUGCAGCUGAUGAAGACGAAAUAUCUUCAUCCCUUAGGAAGAUCACAGAGGGGGUCAAGCUGAAAAACAAAAUACUCGAGAAAAACUUCGAGGUUUCCUCAACUUCCAUUGAUACACUCUUUGCGGCGUUGAUGGAAAACAUGACAGCAGCAAGGGCUGAUGUGAUAAACGUAAAGGGUCAUAACGAGUCACUGAAAGAAGAGGUGAGGAGUGGUGAAGAGAUUGUUCGCGAACAAGAAAAGACUAUAGCUGCAUUGGAAACAGAUUUGUCAGCUUUGAUGUCUGUAUGUGGCGAGGCUGCCAGGGAACUGCAGUUGGAAGUGAAAAAUGACCUCCUAGAGUUGGUUCAGUUUCAAGAAAAUGACAACGGAGGUGGUGAGACUGAAUCAACUGAACAUCCACAAGAGAUUCUUCAUGUAAGUGAAUGCGCCCGGGGAGCAAAAGAGCUAUCUUCUGCCACAGAGAAGGCAUGCACCACUCUUAAGCUCUUUGAGACAACAAGUAACGCAGCUGCUGUUCUCAUCCGAGAUAUGGAAGAAAGGCUAAAAGAAGCAUCUACCGCUCUAGAAAAGGUUGUGUUAGAAAGAGAUCUAAACCAAACCAAGGUUUCAAGUUCCGAGGCCAAGGUGGAAUCUACGGAAGCGCUUUGCCAAGAUCUGAAACUUCAGCUGGAAAAUCUCAAAGCCGAAGAAGAGAAAUGGCAUGAGAAAGAGGUGGAACUCUCUAGAUUAUAUGAUAAACUGCAGAUACAAGAGCAAGAAGCAAAGGAGAACCUAAUUCCAGCUUCUGAUAUGCGUGCUCUUUUUGACAAGAUAAAUGGUAUUGAGAUGCCUCCUUCAGUAGAUCAGGCCAAUGGAUUAGAUCCACAGAGACCAUAUGAUGUAAAGAAGCUACUCGCGAUUGUUGAUAGUGUUACUAAGAUGCAGCAUCAGAUAGACCUCUUAUCACAUGGACAAAAAGAUCUCAACUCCACCUUGGCAGAAAAGGAUCUUGAAAUUCAAGGUCUGAAGGAGGCAGCUGAAGCAAAGGAUACGACCGAGCUAGAGCUAGUGAAGGCAAAUAAAGAAUUGUCCAAGCUAAUAUCUGGCUUUGAGAAACUGCUUGGUAUGUUGGCUGGUAAUGAUCCUGCUGUAGACCUAGACUUCUCUGAGUCAUGGACACUCUUACAAGCACUAGAGAGGAAAAUAGCUUCCCUUCUCCUAGAAUCAGAGAGUUCAAAAUCAAGGGCGCAAGAACUUGGUCUGAAGUUAGUCAGCAGCGAAAAACUUGUGGAGAAAUUAGCAAUAAAAGUUGAAGAAUUUGAGGAUAAACUUCAAAGCAAAGCCAUUCAGCCUGAUGUUGUUCAUGAAAGGAGCAUCUUCGAAGCACCAAGAGUAUCUUCUACCUCAGAGAUAUCAGAGAUGGAGGACAAGGGAAAAAAAUCAAUAUCAGCUGUGCCUACAGCAGCGCAAGUGAGAGUGGUGAGGAAAGCAUCAACGGAUCAUCUAGCAAUCAACAUAGAUUCAGAGUCCGAGCAUCUGAUGAACCACAACGAAGCAGAUGAAGAUAAAGGACAUGUUUUCAAGUCUCUCAACAUGUCUGGUCUAGUUCCAACGCAAGGAAAGAUGAUAGCAGAUCGUGUCGAUGGAAUAUGGGUCUCAGGUGGAAGAGUAUUAAUGAGUCGUCCUCAAGCAAGGCUUGGCGUUAUGGUUUACAGUCUCUUGUUGCAUCUGUGGCUCCUAGCUUCCAUCUUGUAACAAGACAGGUGAUUGAUAUCUCUUAGGCCCCUCUCACAUGAAACUUACACACAACAGAACACACACAGAUUUGUUCUUUUCCCUUUCUCUCUCUUUCUAUCUUUUUUUUUUUUUUGGGGUCAAACUGUCUCUUUCUAUCUUUUCCCUAUUCUUCACAUAUUCUUUGUCGACCCGUAGGAAGAGAAUGAUAGGUGUCGCCUUGUAUAUCCUGAAUAAUGUCUCGGCCUUUUUUCAUCUAGUUCUUCAGUUUCAUAGUCCUGGAAUGUCUAAUUAGGACCCAGUACGUUCUUACAUAUUUACAGGUGGUUGUUUUGUCUUGAACAUUUGUUCCACGACUUGAGAACAGUUUUGCCUUUUGCGUCUGCUAAGACUUUUUAAGUUUUUAA